AGCGCCAAGCAGCACCUCCCGUUUCCACACAAGAGCGCACCACUUUACUGUAGCACCACCACUGGAGAUACACGCCGGCUGAAAGCUGAGCUGCCACUCUGCGAACACGGGCGUCUUUCCACAAGUCACUGGAGAAAAACAAAAGACAGCAUGUCCCGCAACUCUUCAUUCACCUCCUAAUUUCCCCGCAAUGUGUUUUUGUCUGGAUUAAGUUUUCAUUUCGAGGGACGCGGUCGGCUGUGGGGAGAAACAUGAGGAUAACUGUCGGUUCCCGUGGAUGAUGCUGCCCCGCAAUGAACGCAGAUUUUCAAAAUCCACUGCAAGUCCCUCGACCAAAGCUCCGCAGUCAUCUGACCAUCAAAGUGCAGUCCAAACUGAUGUCCAGGCCGUGUCCCCCUGUCCGUGGUCCAAAACCUCCUGUCGCCCCAAAGCCCAGACCCCUGUUUGAGUCUCAUACACAGGAGGAGCCCUGCCCCCCACAGCGCCUGAGCAACGGAGACCUGGCUCACUCUGAUGGAGAGACGGAGGAUCUCCACGAAAUGGCUGGGGAGAAUCAGGACAAAGAGGAGAAAAGUGAGGCAGAGGAUGGGGCUAAUGACGAGGAAACGGAAGAAGAAGUCGACAUAUUAGAUAAUGAUGCCGACAGCACUGGCUCAGAGGACACAGUCAAAGCAGAUGAUGGUUCUACUGUUGACGCUACUGAGGAUGAAAACAAUGACACUGACUUGAACCAGCCUGAAGGUGGCAAUCACACUGAUGAUGAGAACAAAUCAACGCCUUCACUUACUCCUGCUGAAAUGGAAGGUGAGACAGGAGAGGAGGCAGAAGAGGAGGAACAGAGUUUCAGUGAAAACAGUGAAAUAGUCUGUGAAUCUACAGGACACUCAGACGAACAUGUAGAGGAACAAAGUCUUGAUCAAACACAGUCACUCAGUCAGGGUGAUAAGGACAAUGAUACUGGAUGUAAUGAAGUGGACAGUGAGCAGAGUGAGGAGUGUUUGCACUGUGGUUUAAACACAGAUGAGAACGAGCUGGAAGCUGGAGGUUUUGCAUAUGGAUUCAGCGUGCUUCCAACUGUAACUGAGGAGUAUCCCUACGACGUGAUUGGCCCCACAGAUGAUGCUAGUGAUACAUGUGAGUCAUGUGACACAGCUGAAACAGGCGAAACAGGGGUAUGGCAACCAGAACGGGCCACCAAGGACCUCUCUGGUUGUUUUAGAUUCGCAUCCAGUACUGAGGAUGUAUUUGGGCCUUAUUCCGUCAUUGAAGCUCUUCCGCCAGAUAUGACCGGCACUGCUGACCCAGAGUGGAGUCAGGAUGAUACUGAUGACAAACCUUCAAAUGAAGUUCAGACAGCAGGUGCUUCUAAUCAGGAACCUUACUAUGUGUCAUCAGAUGAUAUGGACAAGCUAGAGGAUAAGAUAGAGGAGGACGCCGAGCAGUCGAAUCAGCACAAAGACAAAGCAAGGGACGGUGAGUCAGCUGAUGAGUAUGCAGACAUUGAGGAUUCACUCUGCCCUCAAGCAGAUAACUUAGAGCAGGUUGAGUGUGUCUCAUCAGAGGAUUAUGUCGAAAUAGGCGAUGACGAAGAAGAGGAAGAAACGGAAAAGAAACACAUCAAAGGAAAAAGUGUGAAAGAAAGAACGGCUAAACGAGAGCAGGCUUUCCUCAGCCAGAGAACAAGCUGCCAGCCUCGCCUCAGGUUGUGCAACAUCACAGUGCCAUCAGACCUGGACGUAGGCCGCACCCCAGAGCUCACCAACAGGGUGGUGUUUGCCCACACCACUGAGGCCUUUGAAGAGGACAUUGAGGAACUGGACUGCCAUAUUGUGCCUUACUAUGAAGACACAGACUCGGACAGUGAUGAGCAUAUAUACGAAGAGGCAGGGUUUGAUUCAGAAGGGGAGAACUUUGUGACACUUGAUCGAAAGACUAUUGUCACACGAUCACGCUCUUAUUCUGGUAAAGUUCCAGGUUAUGUCCCAGAAACUGUGCCAGAGGAGACAGGGACAGAGUACCAGGCCCACGACUACUGCACAGUACCCUUGGAUAAAAACAAUGAACCAUUUAGCCAUUCACAGCAGCCUGGGAUCAACUGUUUGGUCCCAUCCAUGAAGUCUCGCCACUUCUUGUUUUAUUCCCGAUCUGCAGAGGGUCCAGAGUUGACUUUGACCACUCCCACAGAGAUCAGCCAUUCUCUGAAGGAUGAUAUCAGAAUAAGGAGGAAAGAUGAUAAUCUAUCACUCCCAUGUGUCAUCACCUCUUCUGGAAGCUUCUCCCAGCGUAGCCAUCAAUCAUCCAGUGGUGUUUCUACACCAACCUCUCUAGUGGACAUCCCGCCACCCUUUGAGCUGGCCUACAUCACUAAAAGACCUGUUACUAAGAGUUCCCCAUCCCUCCUGAUCCAGCAUGAGCAUAAUGAUAUACCUAAGAAGAAGAAGUCCUCCUUCAAGCGCUUCCUGGCGCUCAAGUUCAAGAAGAAGACAGAUUCGAAGGGUUUCAGUGAUGGAAGUGUCCGCUCUUCACGUUCUUCCUCCGAGUCCAGCCACCACGGCCCAGCAAGGGUCAUAGAGCUUGAUCGUAGAAGCACUGGCAGCUCUCCUCAGCUUCAGUCCCGCAUUGUGAACCCGCAGCAGCGUCCUUCAGACCUGCCACCCUUUGUCUUCUACAAAGACCACCAGAGAAGGAAAGGUGACCCGAAAGCUUAUGGCAGGGGUGUCUCUAGAGUGGAGUCUUUCGAGGAGCGUUCUCGGCGCUCCGUCAUGCCGCUGCCUUUGACCAAACCCCGCUCCAUCUCUUUCCCCAGUGCAGACACCUCAGACUAUGAAAAUAUCCCAGCCAUGAGCUCAGACUAUGAGAACAUCCAGAUCCCAGGCAGACCCACCAGAUCCCACACUGUGACUGAGUUUUUUGAGGACCCAAAUCGCACUACAGUCGCCUGCAAUGAGAAUGAUGGCUAUGUGGAUAUGAACAGUUUCCCUGGGAUUGACAGCAUAACCCAGACAUCAAAAGAAGACACUGAAAGUGCCUACACAGAGCCUUUCCCAAUGAACCCUGUCCCUGCUGGGCUGUCAGCGGACGAGGACCACGGGCGUACUUCAGAGGAAGAAGAGGGGGUGGCUGAGCAGAGUUAUGACCGACAGAUUGAUGGCCGAUCCCGAGCGUUCUAUGUCGCCAAGGAGCUCCUCGACUCGGAGAGACUACACGUCAGUGCCCUCAAGUACCUUCAGGAGGACUUCAGGUCAGCGGUGACAGAGGCAGUGGGUGAGGAAGAGGAGCCUGUACUGGAGGAGCAGAGGUUAGGAGAGAUAUUGGGCGUGCUCCCCCAGGUCUACACCCUCCACAGCAGCAUCCUCACUGAGCUGGAGGAACGCGUAAGCCAGUGGGAGGAGAGCCAAAGGGUGGUAGAUGUGAUCCUGUCACGUCAGGAAGACUUCAAGGUGUUUGACACCUUCAUCUCAGAGUAUGAUCGCAGCAUGUCCUUACUGGAGGAGAGCUGCAAGGACAACCAGGCCUUCAGCGACAUCGUCAAGAAAUUUGAGGCAAGAAGCCCAGAAGAAGCUGAAGUCCCAUUGAAACACCAGCUGCUGCAGGUUAUAGUGAGAGUACUUCAAUAUCGAAUGCUACUCACAGAUUACCUGAACAACCUCUCUCCUGAUUCUAAAGAAUACGAGGACACACAAGCUGCCUUGGUGAUCGUGUCCGAGGUGGCAGACCAGGCCAAUGACAAUCUGAAGCAGGGGGAGAACUUGCUGCGUCUGGUCCACAUUGAGUACAGCGUGAAGGGCAAGAGGGACCUCCUGAAGCCAGGAAGGAUGUUUGUGAAAGAGGGCACACUCAUGAAGGUCUCGAGGAAAAGCAGACAGCCCCGACACCUGUUUCUGAUGAACGAUAUAAUGCUGUACACCUACCCUCAGCAGGAUGGAAAAUACAGACUCAAGAACACACUAUCUCUGUCUGGGAUGAAGGUGAGCAAACCUGUUCUUGACAACGUGCUGAACUGUCUUAGGAUCGAGGUGUCCGACAUCACUAUUACACUCUCAGCCAGCUCAGUCGGGGAGCGGGAGGACUGGUUCCACACACUGAGUCGAGCCAUAGCAGACCAUGCUGCGGGACUCUGUACGUUUGGUGGACCCUGCAGCGAGGCCCGUGAGAAGUUGUGGAUGGCCCUUGGUGAGGCUGCCCCUGUACUGGUGCCAGUUUCUCAUGUGAUGAUGUGCAUGAACUGCACCACUGACUUCAGCCUCACACUGAGACGACACCACUGCAACGCUUGUGGCAAGGUGGUGUGCCGCGCUUGUUCCAGGAACAGAUACCCACUGAAGUACCUCAAAGACAGGGUGGCCAAAGUGUGUGACCACUGCUAUGCCGAGCUCAGGAAACGAGGUGGCAGCAUAUCGGGGGCGUGUGGUAACACCAGCCCUCGGACUCACCGGGCCAGCCGUCCUCUCUCGGCUGUCUUUCAGAGCCUGCAGCCCCCGAAUUUGUGGAAGAGCAGGAAGAGCACCUCCUCUCUCAACCAGGUGUCGCUUACUGUGGAGGGCUCCACCAUGAGCGGCAGCCUGCAGCGCCAGAAGAAAAGCAAGAGGAAGUGGAAGCGACUAUGGUUCCUCCUCAAAGACAAGGUGCUCUACACCUUCACAGCCCGUGAGGAUAAAGUGGCUUCAGAGGGUCUACCUCUGCAGGGCUUCACUGUCAAGCUGACUGAGAGGCCAGAGGGAGAGGAAAGCAGCAAUGUGUUCCAUCUCUACCACAAGAAGACCCUGUACUACACCUUCAGGGCCGACGAUCCACACACUGCACGCAGGUGGGUCAAUGCAAUGGAGGAGGCUACUGUUUUAUAGCACCUGCUCAGUGAACUGAACACGUCCUGCUGUCUGUGACUGCUAGAAACUCCUCCGUGGAGCACAACAUAGCUACCUGCUGCUUCUGAACUCAGACCAUCAGUAAGAAUUCAUCACAUCUGACCUGUUGUGGAGUAUUAUGUGACAAUGUGAUCACUAGGCAAGGCUGCCACCUAAUGGUAGGAAGGUAACAGUGGCUGACGACAGUGUGUGGAAAGGAGAAGAGGAAGGAAACCCCUUUGAUUCCCAAUGUGCUGAUCCAGCCCAGUUCACAGGAGCCUUCGAUUUUUAGGAGUAGCUUGGAUUCAUCAAAUGCGUCAUCCAAGAGAACAUUUUAGUUCCUCUGUUUUACCUUUUCAUAAGGAUAAUCCCACAAAAAAUGUUCAACUCUUGGCUGUAUUUUGAUGUCUUUUACCUGAGGUUCCACUGGAUUAUUAAACCACUUUUUUGGCUCUGCAGGAGAACAUCACAUCCUUCAUUUUUAUAUGUGAGACAGCCUCAGCCUGUGUUCUGUGAUGGGUAUAACAUCACAAACAAUCUUUGCUCCAUAGUAGUGUUUGCAGCUAGUAAAAGGGAAAAUACUGGUCACCAUUCUAGAGAGAUAUUUGGUAUUCUGAAUAUAUAUUGUGAAAUAUACACUGCAGAUAAUGAAGUGAAUUAUAGGAUUUGUUUGUAUAGAAAUGGUGUUACAUGAUGUUCUGGGUAAGAGGUCAUUUUAAUCAUCCCAGUGUGUGUACAUUAUAUUUCUUGUGGAGUUUUACUAUUAUAUUGAAUCUACAAGGCUAUGGAAUGACCCUCAGCAUGACAACCACUCAGUAUUUCUAAAGACGAACACUUUCAAAGACACUUUGUAUUUGAAUCUGUAGGUUUUGAAAAAAAAAAAACACCAUACAGUUCUGAAGUGCCAAUUAAUUUCUUCCAGUUGAAUGCAGUGCAAUUUGCAGUUGAUGAUGAAUGUGCCUGAAAUGAAAUUGUACUCCUUGUUUGUCUUUGUAUCAUCAAAGUACUGUACUACUGUCGUGUCUACAGAAGAGACCUUGAUAACAUUAGCUUUUUAUCUACUCUUAUAUACUUUAACCUGCUAGUAUUUUUUGAACAAUUCAGUUACAGCCCAGUAACAUAAGAAUAUACUAUUGUGCCAUUUUUAUUAAUGCCUUUUUUCAUGCUGUAUACACUGCUGGAUAAAAUCACACUUUACCUACUUGGACUUUAUGGAAACGGCUGGAAAAAAAAAUAAAGCCAUCGUCAUACUACCUAUAAACUGCCAGUGUUAAGAGUCAUCUGAGCCGCUCAUUUCUUCAGCAGUAGUGUGACACUGGAGUUUCACUCUUCUCUACUGUUUUAACAUAACCCAGCAUCCAUAGUUUCUCUUAAAGGGACAGUUCACCCCAAAAUCAAUACAACAGAUUUUUCCUCUUACCUGUAGUGCUGUUUAACUAUCUAGAUUGUUUUGGUGUGA
This is a messenger RNA of Epinephelus lanceolatus (giant grouper), 6303 nucleotides long. RefSeq names its product FYVE, RhoGEF and PH domain containing 5a (gene fgd5a). Gene Ontology annotation, cellular component: cytoplasm. Gene Ontology annotation, molecular function: metal ion binding; guanyl-nucleotide exchange factor activity. The record is from RefSeq and is a predicted model, not a curated record. NCBI's taxonomy places the organism in Eukaryota, Metazoa, Chordata, Actinopteri, Perciformes, Serranidae.